AUGAGCAAAGCCGAGUUGGAAAAUAACGAAGAAAUUCAGAUCUUCCGUGAAUAUCUGCGUAUUCCAUCGGUGCAUCCAAAUGUAGAUUACACGCCUUGUGUGGAAUUCUUGAAAAGACAGGCAGCUAGUCUAGAUCUGCCAGUAGAGAUUGUUUAUCCAGUAAACGAGAAAAAUCCUGUCGUCCUCAUAAAAUGGGAGGGAAAACAGCCAAAUCUGCCAGCCAUCAUUCUGAACUCGCACAUGGAUGUGGUUCCAGUGUUCCCAGAGAAGUGGACCCACGAUCCCUUCAGUGCCGAUCUGGAUGAUGAGGGACGCAUUUACGCUCGCGGCACACAGGACACUAAGGAGAUUGGAACUCAAUAUUUGGGUGCUAUUCGUGUUCUCAAGGCCAAAGGAUUCCAGCCAAAACGAACAGUGUACGUGAGUUUUGUGCCAGACGAGGAGGUUGGCGGAUAUCUUGGAAUGCGUGAAUUUGUUCACACGGAUCAUUUUAAGAACAUGAAUUUGGGCUUCAGUAUGGAUGAAGGAUCCUCCAGUUUGGAUGAUGGGUACUAUGUGUAUUAUGCAGAGCGUACUGCCUGGCAUCUUCGAUUCAAGAUCAGCGGCACUGCAGGCCAUGGUUCCAUCCUACUUCCCAACACGGCGGGAGAGAAAUUCAACUUCAUUGUGAAUAAGAUGAUGGAGUUUCGUUCAUCACAGGUGAAAAUGUUGGCAAGGGACUCGAGCCUUUUCUUUGGUGAUGUGACCACCGUAAAUAUGACAAUUGUGAAUGGUGGAGUGCAAAACAAUGUGGUUCCCGCAAUGCUGGAGGUGGUCUUUGAUUUGCGCAUUGCUAUCGAUGUGGAUCUGGAUGGCCUUGAGAAGCAAAUACGCGAUUGGUGUGAGGAGGCAGGUGGCGGCAUUGAGCUCGUGUUUGAACAGAAAGAUGAAUAUGUGCCGCCUACAAAGGUCGAUGAAACGAAUCCCUUCUGGUUAGCCUUUGAGAAGGCCACGAAAGAACUCAAUCUGGAAAUUCGACCACAUGUCUGUCCAGGAGGCACUGACAGUCGCUUCAUACGUUCCAAGGGAAUUCCAGCUCUGGGUUUCUCACCCAUCAAUAACACGCCCAUUUUGCUGCACGAUCACGAUGAAUACAUUCGUGCCGACAGCUAUUUACAUGGCAUUGAGGUCUACACAAAGGUUAUUGCAGCUAUUGCAGAUGUUUAAGAAAAUUACGUAUACGUUCAGAAACUUGUUAUUAUAUAUAUUGAAUAUUGUGUUAAGUAAUUAAUUAAUAAUUUUGUUUCUAAAUAAAAAAAUAUCAUCAAUAAUAUUAGCAAAUGCCAC
Molecule: messenger RNA, 1326 nt
Organism: Drosophila innubila
Lineage: Eukaryota; Metazoa; Arthropoda; Insecta; Diptera; Drosophilidae
Product: aminoacylase-1A-like
Exons: 4
Coding region: 1-1206 (401 amino acids)
Biological process (GO): amino acid metabolic process
Cellular component (GO): cytoplasm
Molecular function (GO): aminoacylase activity
Source: RefSeq, a predicted model, not a curated record